This is a messenger RNA of Clonostachys solani, 873 nucleotides long. NCBI's taxonomy places the organism in Eukaryota, Fungi, Ascomycota, Sordariomycetes, Hypocreales, Bionectriaceae. The record is from the annotation of a GenBank genome assembly.
AUGGAACCCGUUCUAGGCUCAGUUGCAUGGAGGGCUCAGGACAAAGGCCCCUUCUGCUUAGCAAUAUGUUGGACGGUUAUUACCAUCAGCAGUUUCUUUGUCGUCGCUCGAGUCUGCUCCCGGUGCAUUACAUUGGGGAAACUACGAAACGAUGACUAUUUUGCAAUCCUAGGCCAUAUCUGCGGAUGUGUCUCGACGGUGUUUUCGACAGUCGCGGUGUUAUAUGGCAAUGGAAAACACUCUUCUCUUCUCACGCCACAUCAGCAGCAAAAGGCCACCUUGUGGACUAUGAUAUCCAUCUGUCCAGCAAUCAUAUCACUUGGCCUACCGAAAUUGGCCGUAGUUGCGCUCUUGGCGCGUAUCUUGAAUCCCAGCAGAUUCCACAAGUGGAUUCUCUGGAUAACUGGCAUCUGUUGUCAACUAGCUCUGCUUGCCACCGUUGGGAUGCUGCUAGGACUGUGCAUACCGGCACGCUCGUUGUGGAACCUGUCGGAAGGAGGAAAAUGCUUCAACAUGAACUUUUUUAUAGCCUACAGCAUCUGCGCUGGGUGUAUGUAUAUUCCUUCAGAUUCUAAAUACUACCGCGAAGGGCUUGUGCUAACCGAUAUAGCCUAUUCAGCCUUCGUCGACAUCUACCUGGCCGUCUACCCAGCGAUAGUGCUAUACAAGAUUCAGAUGCCUCGUAAGAAGAAGUUAUUUCUAUCUCUUGCUCUGGGCGUCGGCUCCAUGUUAAAGGGAGCACCGUCGUUAUUGCUUGCUCGAUUCCUCUCCUUUACCCACUACUACGGCUGGUUCAAGGUCGUCAUCUUUUCAGGUUGCACAAGGGCUGAGUCCAAAGUCGGCAGUAUUAUAACGCUUCCAGGGGUCAGGUAA